Molecule: messenger RNA, 1504 nt
Organism: Vitis riparia (riverbank grape)
Lineage: Eukaryota; Viridiplantae; Streptophyta; Magnoliopsida; Vitales; Vitaceae
Product: transcription factor bHLH30-like
Exons: 3
Coding region: 423-1232 (269 amino acids)
Biological process (GO): regulation of DNA-templated transcription
Molecular function (GO): protein dimerization activity; DNA-binding transcription factor activity
Source: RefSeq, a predicted model, not a curated record
GUGUUUGCUUUUUAAAGUCUCAAUCUCAGACAGACCUGACCCAGCACCCUUGAAUCCUUGCCUUACUAAAGUACUCUCUGAACUCCCACUCUGAACUCUCCUCACCUUUCCGCAGUAUGGACAUCACCAGAUUCCAAGCCUUCCAUUUCUGACUUCUGCCUCGUUUAAUUGUUGUGUUGUUUAUGCUUCCCAAAAACAAUGUGUGAACCCCAAUACCCCAUGUUAACAACGCCUACUGUUGCAUCUUUUCACACUGAUUCACUUCAAGAACGGCCUCCCUCUUCUUUGUUUAACAGAAACAACUACACCCAUUUGGAGAUUGUCGAAACUAUGCAGCCCCAUUUCAGGGUGGUUUCUGAAUUGCACUGAUUGCCUCUUUUCCUGUGCCGUCUUGUUUGGUGGUUCUAACUUUUAAGGCGUUAAUGGAGGGGUUUUCUACGGAUUUUCCGGGGUUCUCUGAUGGGUUUUCAGAGAAUUCGGGGUAUGGGGCGAUAAUUAGAGGUGGGUCAUCGUCGUCGUCGUUGUUGGUGUUGGAUAGUGAGAGAGGAGAGCUUGUGAGGGCUCCAGCGAGGUUGGGGCCAAAUGAGGUGAAGGCGGAGAAGGCUAUGGUGGCUCUGAAAAAUCAUAGUGAGGCGGAGAGGAGGCGGAGAGGGAGGAUUAAUGCUCAUCUAGCCACGCUCCGGGGCAUAAUCCCGGGUACAAAGAAGAUGGACAAGGCAUCUUUGCUUGGUGAAGUUGUUAGCCACUUGAAGGAACUGAAGAGGACUGCAGCAGAAAUUAGUAAAGGCUUACUUGUUCCAAUGGAUAUCGAUGAAGUAAGGGUUGAGCAACAAGAGGGUGGUUUAGAUGAGGCCCCAUAUUCUAUCAAGGCAUCUCUAUGUUGUGAUUAUAAACCUGGUGUUUUAUCAGAUUUAAGACGAGCACUUGACACCGUCCAUCUGAAAACAGUUAGGGCAGAGAUUGCAACCCUUGGAGGUAGGAUGAAGAAUGUUUUUGUGAUGACUGGCUGUAAAGAUGGCAACCUUGAAGAUACUGAAACGAGGAAGCUUCAUGCAAACUCUGUUCAUCAGGCCCUCAGGUCUGUGCUUGAUAAAUUUCCUGCUUCACAGGAUUUCUCAUCAAGAAGCACGUCUUCGAACAAGAGGCAAAGGAUUUCUAUUUUCAAUUCUUCGAGCUCAUCUCCAUUUGGAGACUUCUGUGGGCACGGGGAAGCCCCAAUUCUGCGUAGGUGAGGGAUGGUAGCAGAAUGGCUAAAUUUAAGAAUACAUAAAAAUUUGAUUCAAGUAUGAAAGAGUAGGGAAAGAGAUUCUAGUUGCAAUGAUGAUCAAGAAGAAGCGGUGGCCACUUUCUAGGACUAUGACUUAGGCUGCAUCCUCCUCGAUCAUUUUCAAAAACGGCUCUUCAAGAGUCUCUUAGGAUAAAAUUCCCAUGCUUCUUCCUUGAAAGAGUAUUUAAUAUUUAAUAAUUACAGUCGGCCAUAUCCCUAAAACAAAUACAAAAUGAA